UCUGGCUCACCGGACGAGUUGUCAUGGCAACUGUACAGCAUGUGCUUACAAAAACAAGAGCUUGACCGUUCACCGACAGUUCUCUCGACAUUCGAGAUCUAGCUAAAACGCAACGACGCCAUUUUAUUCUUCAAGCAUUUAUCAGAGAAGAAGAAGACACUUGUUAAAACAGAGGUGGACAGUUAACGAUGAGCGGAACCAAAGCCCGCAGCGACACGCCUGUUGCUGAAAAUGUCUCCGGUGGCGGCCACAGCAUUGCGGCUCCUCCGCGGGACCGCAAGCCUGGCGGAGGGGUUCUGAAGAGGCUCAAGUCCCGGAGGAGCCAGGUGGACAGCAGGCCCGUCACGGAGGAAGACCUGCGGACACAAAGUGGACACAUCACGCCGGAGGAUGUGUUAGGACUGCGGGUGGCUGCUCGAGGGUACCUCUGUAAACCUGAGGACAAUAUUUAUAACAUUGACUUCGUACGCUUUAAGAUCAGAGACCUGGAGACAGGCACUGUCCUGUUUGAGAUUGCCAAACCCCCACAUACAGACGAUGAGGAGAACAGAGAGGCAGACGCGUGCGCAGGCCGAUUUGUACGCUACCAGUUCACCCCAGCCUUCCUGCGCCUGAGGACCGUGGGAGCUACGGUGGAAUUCACAGUUGGAAACCGGCCUUUAAACAACUUCCGCAUGAUCGAGAGGCACUACUUCCGCGAUCACCUGCUGAAGAGCUUUGACUUUGACUUUGGUUUCUGUAUCCCAAACAGCCGUAACACCUGUGAGCAUAUCUAUGAGUUCCCUCAGCUGUCUGAGAGCCUGGUCCGUCAGAUGGUGGAGUGUCCUUAUGAGACCCGGUCAGACAGCUUCUAUUUCGUCGAGAACAGACUGGUCAUGCACAACAAGGCAGACUAUGCUUAUAACGGAGGACAGUGAUAUCGGCCUGCUGCAUGCAAAAAAACACACACACACACACACACACACACACACACACACACACACACACACACACACACAUACGCACAUACAAGCACACACACACACACACACACACACGUACAUGCACACACAUAUAAUGUCAUCUGUAGACACUGUUUGUUGGGCAAGUUUCUUUUAAAAAGUAAUCACCGUAGUUACAGUUACUAGUUACUUCUUCCAAAAAUAAAUAAAAUUAGCUACCCAGUUACAAAUUAUAAAAGUAACUUAUUACUUUACAAAGUAACUAUUGCGUUACUUUCAAGUAAAUCUUUAAAUGCUCAAAUGUGACCCCACCUCCACCCCUCUUAACGGAACUGCAUGUUCAAUUAUUUAUGAUAAAUCUGAAUGUUGAAACUGACACUUAAUACAAGACAUUAUUAACAGAAACAAUGUCCACAAAUCUAAACUAUUUUAAUGUUGCUGUGGGACAAAGGGACACUAGCCUCCAAUCAAAUUCCAUGUAUGUAGAUAUUAUGUGUCUAUAGGGGAUCGAUACAAAUAACACAAUAGAUGUUUUGCAACUUUUGAUAUUUAUUGCUCCUCAUUUGGGCUCGCCAUACCUGUCUCUUGUUGACUGACUCGCUUGUGUUGUUUGUUGUGUGUCCGACUAUGCGUACUUUCGAACACCGGCCCAAUUCCACCACUGAUUGGCUUUUCAUAAAAUUUUACUCAACAACAGCCAAUUGUCAGCAUUUACGUGCUCUUCUCGUGCACUGCCCACUAACCAAGGAAGAACAUUCAAAAAAAGUCUUUGCCUCUCGGGUCAAAGAUGUAGGUGGUGUUAUGAAAAAAACAGCUUCAAUUAUAGUAACGUGCCGCAGUUUUUGGCAGUAACAGUAACGCCGUUAUUAUGAUGUGAAGAGUAAUCAGUUAGAUUACUCAUUAUCUAAUUAGCUGUUAUUUUUAACGCCGUUAUUCCCAUCAGUGGAAGACACAUUUAAAGACACACAUACAGGUUAUAUACGUACACACAUGCAUGCACAUAGCUGAUUAUACAUCACUCCUACAUGCACAAGCUAAAUGACACAGUUGAAUUGCAUCUGAUGUUUUUAAAAAUGAAUUGCCAUUCACUGGGAUCAUUUUCAGGAGGCGUAUUUCAUAUUGCAGAAGGUCAAUAUCAGUCUCUACUCUGACAUACAAACAGAAAGCUUCUGUUAGAAUUAAGUUCAAUAUGGACUCUAGUGGCUAUAAACGUCUUAAACACACCAAAUGUCUUCUCUUAGCAAUUUUUAAAGUGUCCUACCACCCCCUCAACAAACACACAAACACACACACACACACACACACACAUUCAAUCCCCAAGUGACACACAUAGUGUUACGCAGUGUGUGUCAGAAGCAGCUGUUCUUAGCUACCGCCUCCACAAUCCACUCCAGACAAUAUCAGGGGAGAAAGCGCGAAAGCAUCCACAAAAACACUCCUGUCAAACACACAUGGUCACUCCUGCGAUACCCAUCUUCCUCCCCUCCCUUGCUUUUAACACCACAACACACACACACACACACACACACACACACACACACACACACACACUCGUAUUUAAGCUGUGACUGAAUCAGGGCAAAACGAGUAUAACAACAAUAGUACUGUAUAAGACUUUGAUCCAAGGUCUGGGAGACCAUUGCUUUUUUGUUUUUCUCUUGUUGAUAGCAACAUAGAAAAAUAGAUUGGUUAACAGUUAACAGCAAUGCAACUGUAACAUUUCACUGUAAUCAAAUCCUUACAUGAUGAACAGUCAAAAAAAGAAAUUUCAAGUUGAUAAUAAUAAGUUCAGAGUUCUGAUAUCAUGAUGCAUGCGAUGAUACAAACAAAAAAGGGGAAAAGAUUUGUAAGAAAUGGAAUACUGAAUACCAGAUAUACUGUGAAAAAAAAGUUAAAAGAAGUGUACUUGGUCCAAGGAAAAGUUUUUCCGUCCUUAUUUUAAAGUCACAUCAGAUAUUUUUUCCCCCAUCAAAGUUUAAUUAGCUGUAUUUUUUUUAAAUUAUUUUCUUACCACGCACGUCUUAAGACAUCCAAAUCGAGUUGGAAUAUGUCUGGGAAAAUUGAGUGGUAUUUCUGGCUAGAUAGUGUAUUCCCUUUUUGUACUUUGUAAACGUUGGUGUUCAGGGUUAAAGGUGUUUGUAAAAAUAUAUAUAUAAUUUGUAAAAAGUUAU
Etheostoma spectabile (orangethroat darter) is the source of this 3112-nucleotide messenger RNA. Its product is annotated as protein unc-119 homolog B. The record is from RefSeq and is a predicted model, not a curated record. The transcript is spliced from 5 exons. Bases 189 to 917 code for a protein of 242 amino acids. Gene Ontology annotation, biological process: nervous system development; cilium assembly; lipoprotein transport. Gene Ontology annotation, cellular component: cilium. NCBI's taxonomy places the organism in Eukaryota, Metazoa, Chordata, Actinopteri, Perciformes, Percidae. Gene Ontology annotation, molecular function: lipid binding.